CUUACCCGCUCGCAGGCCGGCCCAGAGCCCGGGACAGGGACCGGGCCGAGCGGAGCCGCCGCGCCCGUGCCGCGCCUCCAGCCCGUGCGCCUAGCGGAUCGGAGCUGCGCGCGGAACUGUCCUGCCUCGCCCCGCGCCACCCGCGAGGGUGGCCCGAGGCAGCCGGGAUGACAGCUCUCCCCAGGAACCCUGGCACCUGAGAAACAUGAUCAGCAAGUCCCCUCUUCCGUGCGUUCGCCCUGCAGGCUGGAAACUCCUGGCCACGCUGGCUCUGGUCCUGGUCGUCAUGGUAUGGUACUCCAUCUCCCGAGAAGACAGGUACAUUGAGCUCUUUUAUUUUCCCAUCCCAGGGAAGAAGGAGCCAUGCCUCCAGGGUGAGGCGGAGAGGAUGGCCUCCAAGCUCUUUGGCAACUACUCCCGAGAACAGCCCGUCUUUCUGCAGCUUAAGGAUUAUUUCUGGGUCAAGACGCCAUCUGCCUACGAGCUGCCCUACGGGACCAAGGGGAGUGAAGACCUACUGCUCCGGGUGCUGGCCGUCACCAGCUACUCCGUUCCAGAGAGCAUCCAGAGCCUCAAGUGCCGCCGCUGCGUGGUGGUGGGGAACGGGCAUCGGCUGCGCAACAGCUCGCUGGGAGAGGCCAUCAACAAGUACGACGUGGUCAUCAGGUUAAACAGCGCACCGGUGGCUGGCUACGAGAAUGAUGUGGGCUCCAAGACCACCAUGCGUCUCUUCUACCCUGAAUCCGCCCACUUCAAUCCCAAAGUGGAGGACAACCCUGACACACUCCUUGUCAUGGUAGCUUUCAAGGCCAUGGACUUCCACUGGAUUGAGAGCAUCCUGAGUGAUAAGAAGCGCGUGCGAAAGGGCUUCUGGAAACAGCCUCCCCUCAUCUGGGACGUCAACCCCAAACAGAUUCGGAUUCUCAACCCCUUCUUCAUGGAGAUUGCAGCUGACAAACUGCUGAGCCUGCCGAUACAGCAGCCGUACAAGAUUAAGCAGAAGCCCACCACAGGGCUGUUGGCCAUCACCCUGGCCCUCCACCUCUGUGACCUGGUGCAUAUCGCUGGCUUUGGCUACCCAGACGCCCACCACAAAAAGCAGUCCAUUCACUACUAUGAGUAUAUCACACUCAAGUCCAUGGUGUGGUCAGGCCACAAUGUCUCCCAAGAGGCCCUGGCCAUCAAGCGGAUGCUGGAAAUCGGAGCCGUCAAGAACCUCACGUACUUCUGACUGGGCAGGAGCUGUACCCAUCCGUCUGCUCACCCUGCUGAGUGCCCCCAUCCAUGGCUAUGGGGGGUGCCUGGUCCCAGCUGGGACUCACCCUCCCCUGUGUGGGUAGGAGGAGGCCAGGUCUGAGACGAGGCUGUGUCCCUGGCGGCUCCGGUGGAGGCCAGAUCGAGUCAGGGUGGCGGCCCUGAGGCAGCAGGAGCCCGGCCAGGCACGGGGCUUGCUGCUGUGGCAUCCCCUCUCUGCCAGCGCCGGGAGAUUAUUUAACGGGCUAUUUAAUUAAGGGGUAGGAACAUGCUGUGGGCUGGCCCCAUGGCAUCCAGAAAAGGGGGCAUAUUACCGUGUUCUGCUCACUUUUUACACAAAAGUGAUGGACCCACUACGGCCUAGACCCAGAGCAGGCCUCCCAGGAGGGCGAGGCGUCUGGAGCGGGCGGUGCCCGGAGCGGGUGGUGCCCUCCAGAGAAGGACUGCUCCCUCCCAGCGGGCAUGGGAAGAGCACUGGCACAGGGCUUCUGUGGAGGAGAGGACCUAAAAGGGGUUUCAGACUUAUUAAACUAUUUUUCCUAAAACAGAA
Molecule: messenger RNA, 1804 nt
Organism: Lagenorhynchus albirostris (white-beaked dolphin)
Lineage: Eukaryota; Metazoa; Chordata; Mammalia; Artiodactyla; Delphinidae
Gene: ST3GAL4
Product: ST3 beta-galactoside alpha-2,3-sialyltransferase 4
Exons: 11
Coding region: 206-1231 (341 amino acids)
Biological process (GO): glycolipid biosynthetic process
Molecular function (GO): sialyltransferase activity
Source: RefSeq, a predicted model, not a curated record